AGCUCUCAGCUCAAUUUCGAUGCCGCACUUUCCCUGUGCCUAUCGUGAUUCUUUCCGAUCCCGCCAUGCUGAUGCUUUCGCUGUUGCUGCCCCUGGCUGGAGUGUCAGCCGAGCCGGCUUGCCUCCUCCAGAAGCCGAAGGCACCCACCCAGCUCUCGCUGCUGGCUGAAAUGCCAGUGGCUGGCUGGGAGUAUGCCGGGAAGGGGGACUGCGCCGCGAUUCUCCAAACUUUCAACGAACCGGAUCCCACCUCCUGUGCCUCACAGUGCUCCUACUUGAUGCUCGCUUUCUCAUUCGACUCAUUGCGUAGUAGUACCUGUUUUUGCUGUCAAGAUCUCGCCCUGUCCACCAGCUAUCGAAGUUUUGCGUAUGCAAGGGCAAUUCGCAAGUGGGAUUUCAUUGGUACAGGAAAACGCUGUCAAUCGCCAGUUGCCAGUUUUUCUGCCAACACGCUCAAUGACUGUGCCCUGUCCUGUGAGCCGACAACCAAUCCUGGCUGGUUCAUAUACACCCCCCGCAACAUCCCUGGGUGUACAUGCUGCAGCGGUCUCAAUCCUACUACUGAGCUGAUCCCUAUACCAAGGUUCUCAACGCCCUGGUCACAUUUUGUCUAUAGAAGGGAAGUCAAAAGGGUGGAUGUGCCAGGUGGAAAAGUAUGGAGUGUCGGUGUUUACGGAGAUCCUCACAUCACGGCUUUGGAUGGAUCUCACUAUUUGCUCCUCAGCCAGGGCACCUUCUCGCUCUGGCAUCUUCAUGGUCUCUUAACAGAAUUCCAAACACAAGAUGGAUUCAAAAAAGUACCAGUGGAGUGGGAAAUCUUUACGCACUACUCAGGCCACCAGUCCUUUACCAAGGGCUUGUUGUUGAUUGACAGGUCGGCAGGAGUUCAGCGGCAAGUCUUGGAAAUCACCUCGCAGGACUGCCAGUGGCGAGCCCACUCAGGAGCAGAGUGGACCAUGGUGAGCAAACCCGGAAUGAUCUCCGUUGCAGAGGGUCAAGACUAUGUGACCGGCUUCAACAUGACCAAGACCAAUGGAAGGAAGCACCGUGGUGGUCACGCCAGCCGAAACCAGCUUAACCUCAACCAAGUACAUCUCAGCAUGAACAGCAAGGAUGGCGCCACCGACAUCGCUGUUCUUACCGUUAGCUGUAGGCCAAAACGCAAUCUGAACCUGAAUUUGGUGAUGAAGCGAAGGUCUGAUCAUGGAUUCGUUGAAGGCGAGUUGGCAGGAGGAAAGAAGCUUGCUGCAUUGGAGACAGACUCAGAGUUCAAUGUCAAGGGCAAGUGGCAAGACGUUGGAGGCAGUGACCAAGCAGCUGCCUAUUUGCGACAGAUGGAUGAAGAUUCUUCUUCGCGCGUGUCUUUGUUGCAAAGCUGCACCGCGGAAGACAAAGUUCAGGCCAAAAUCACUUGCUCCAAGUACUUGGAUUCUUUGGGACACUUGGACCCUGCGGGCUUCUUCCUCAACGACUGCAUCUACGACAUUUGUCAUGGAGCAGGAGAGGUUGCAGCGGAGCUUGCAGCAGAGCUACUAACAUCCGCCAGCGUUUGAAGCUCCCGACAGGCCUCAGUGAUGUACAGGUGGUGGAAACCGUGGAAACCGCUCAAAAGUAGCAGGUCGACCCGAAGAAAAGGCGUGAAAUGGAG
Cladocopium goreaui is the source of this 1648-nucleotide messenger RNA. Lineage: Eukaryota; Dinophyceae; Suessiales; Symbiodiniaceae. The record is from the annotation of a GenBank genome assembly.